AUGAUCAAAGGGAGCUGUGCCUGCGGGCGCGUCCAAUAUGAGACUCAAGCUCAGCCCCUUGGCCUGACAGCCUGUCACUGCGUCACUUGUCAACGCGUUUCAGGUGGACCGUAUCUAGGAUUCGUCGGUAUUCCUGCGUCGGCAGUCAAAUGGAAACAGCAGCCAGAUAUCUGGUAUGCGAGUGACAUUGCGGAGCGCGGCCACUGCAAGUCCUGUGGCUCUGCGGUCUUCAUGCGGUACUUUUUCGAGGCAGAUCGCACUGCGGUGACUCUGGGAACAGUUAUUGAGGCCGAACCUGCUCUCCCAGCCUUGGGGGCACACAUCUUUUUAAAGGACAAAGCACAGUAUCUUGUUCUUGCAGAUGACGGAGCCACCCGAUAUGAUGAGUUUUCUGAGGAGUUUCGCAACAAGAUCGAACAAUGGAGAAGGCAACGGCAGAGGAGGGAAGAGGGCGAAACAGUAAGCAUGAACCUGCAAGCAGCCUCUUUUGACUGCGACUGA
This is a messenger RNA of Fonsecaea pedrosoi CBS 271.37, 501 nucleotides long. RefSeq lists its product as uncharacterized. Bases 1 to 501 code for a protein of 166 amino acids. NCBI's taxonomy places the organism in Eukaryota, Fungi, Ascomycota, Eurotiomycetes, Chaetothyriales, Herpotrichiellaceae. The record is from RefSeq and is a predicted model, not a curated record. The transcript has a single exon. Gene Ontology annotation, molecular function: carbon-sulfur lyase activity.